Messenger RNA from Lates calcarifer (barramundi perch), 3172 nucleotides. RefSeq names its product malic enzyme 3, NADP(+)-dependent, mitochondrial (gene me3). Gene Ontology annotation, cellular component: mitochondrion. The record is from RefSeq and is a predicted model, not a curated record. Lineage: Eukaryota; Metazoa; Chordata; Actinopteri; Centropomidae. Gene Ontology annotation, biological process: pyruvate metabolic process; malate metabolic process. Gene Ontology annotation, molecular function: malate dehydrogenase (decarboxylating) (NADP+) activity; NAD binding; malate dehydrogenase (decarboxylating) (NAD+) activity.
GAGAGAGGCGGGCUGACCGGGGGAAGUGAAACCGUCAAUGUCAAAAGACCCUGGAUCAGCUGUUUGCUGUUGAUCCCCCGCCCUCCCCUCCAACACCAAUAACAUCCACGGAUAACAGCGGUCGGUUGAUACAAACACCGGGUAAAGGAGCACCUUCUAUGAGGACUGAAGUCAGGUGCGCAGUAGGUUCACGUCGUUAACAGGCAUCAUGAACUCUCUCCCAACAAGAGCAGCACUGUCUCUGUGCAGGCGCACGGCAACGGGCGGGAUGAGGGUCCUCGCCGGUUCCCUGGGUCACCCAGCGGGGAUCCUACCGGUAGACAGGGCCGCUUUCCAGGCUGUGCGGGUUUGCCACUCCGGGGCGAACCGCAAGACCAGCGUUAGCACCAAAAAGCGGGGCUACGACAUUACCAGAAACCCACACCUUAACAAGGGAAUGGCAUUCACCCUGGAGGAGCGCUUACAACUGGGCAUCCACGGCCUGCUGCCCCCCUGCUUCCUCUCCCAGGAUGUGCAGGUCCUGCGCGUCAUGAAGAGCUACGAGACACGCACCAACCCUCUGGACAAGUACAUCCUGCUGAUGACGCUGCAGGACAGGAACGAGAAGCUGUUCUACCGUUUGUUGACCUCUGACAUUGAGGAGUUCAUGCCCAUCGUGUACACUCCCACCGUCGGCUUGGCGUGUCAGCAGUACGGCCUCGCUUUCAGGAGACCACGAGGACUCUUCAUCACCAUCCACGAUAGAGGCCACAUCGCCACCAUGCUCAACUCCUGGCCAGAGGAAGACAUAAAGGCCAUUGUUGUGACGGACGGGGAGCGUAUCCUCGGCCUGGGUGACCUGGGCAGCUAUGGGAUGGGCAUUCCCGUUGGGAAACUGGCGCUCUACACGGCCUGUGGAGGUGUUCGGCCCCAGCAGUGUCUCCCAGUGCUGCUGGACGUUGGCACCGACAACCAGACGCUGCUCAACGACCCCUUGUACAUCGGCCUGAAGCACAAGAGAAUCCGAGGAAAGGAGUAUGACGAGCUGAUCGAUGAGUUCAUGCAGGCGGUGACAGACAAGUACGGGAUGAACUGUCUGAUCCAGUUUGAGGAUUUCGCUAACAGCAACGCCUUUCGUAUCCUCAACAAAUACAGGAAUCGAUACUGUACCUUCAACGACGACAUCCAAGGUACGGCUUCAGUGGCUGUGGCUGGGAUCUUAGCUGCAUUGAAGAUCACCAAGAACAAACUGUUAGACCAUACUUUCGUUUUCCAGGGAGCAGGCGAGGCUGCUCUGGGUAUUGCUCACCUUCUUAUAAUGGCCAUGGCCAAAGAGGGGCUAACUAAAGAAGAAGCUGCCAAGAGGAUCUGGAUGGUGGACUCAAAAGGUCUCAUUGUGAAGGGAAGAAGCCAUCUGAACCACGAGAAGGAGGAGUUUGCUCACGAGCACCCGCACCUGAAGACCCUGGAGGAGGUCGUAGCAGACAUCAAACCCACUGCUAUCAUAGGCGUGGCUGCUAUCGGAGGAGCAUUCACCGAGAAGAUUAUCAAAGACAUGGCGUCCUUCAAUGAGAGGCCGAUCAUCUUUGCCCUGAGUAAUCCGACCAGCAAGGCGGAGUGCACAGCGGAGCAGUGCUAUAAGCUCACAGAGGGUCGGGGCAUCUUUGCUAGUGGAAGCCCCUUCGACAAGGUGACGCUGGCUGAUGGGCGCACCUUCUACCCCGGGCAGGGAAACAACGCCUAUGUCUUCCCUGGAGUUGCUCUGGGGGUUAUAGCCUGCAGAGUGCGCCACAUAUCUGAUGACAUCUUCCUCACCACAGCAGAGGCAAUAGCUGACAUGGUAACAGAGGAGCACCUGGCUGAGGGAAGACUUUAUCCUCCGCUUAGCACCAUAAGAGAGGUGUCCUUUAAGAUUGCAGUGAAGCUCGUCAACUAUGCAUACAAACACAACAUUGCUUCGGUGUACCCUGAGCCUAAAGACAAGGAGGCAUUUGUGCUGUCUCAAGUCUACAGUCCCGAUUACGACUCCUUCACUCUGGACACAUACAGCUGGCCCCAGGAUGCCAUGAAGGUCCAGGAUGUGUGAUCCUGGUCAUCUAUGUCUCUGUCUAAACUUAAUAUGUUGCUGUGGUGUCACAUACAAUUUCUGCGUUGCCUCCGUACAGAAACAUUGCCAAUGACUCUCGCCUUUUUAGCUUUUCUUUUUUGUUGUUGUUGUUUGUUAAAAAAUGUUUCAGUGUGUCCCUGGUCCAUUCAGUCAGCACACAGUGCUCAUUAUGAAUUAGAUGCCCAAUAUUAGCCAAUGAAAUGCAUAAUAUUCUAUGUUAAUGAUUCUCUGUGUCAGCCUUUCAUGUAAGUGUUUCAGUUCUCUGAAGGUCUGACUGAGGAAAAACAUUCUAUAUCUGCACAACAGCAUAUCAAAUAUCACAAGCAUGUCCUCUAUAACUCUACAACAUAAACUGCACUUCUUUCACUGGAUUUCCCAGACAAGAUGUUGUAGGAUUUAGCAUGUGCAGUGAUUCAAAUUUCUGCUUUUGAGAGAUAAAUCUGAGCUGGUGCAUGAAAUACAAAGCAGUGUUCACAAUACCGCACAAUACUUCCUCUUGUCUUGACACAAAUGAACAGAGGACUCAUUUUGAAGCUUAUAAAGAAACUCUCAGUGCCUCUUCCUGUAUGACCUCAGGACGUCACUGCUAACCCUAACCCUAACCCGAUUAUGAGUUAAAACCUCUGUAUCUGUGUGGGUAGCAAAGAUAUGGCUGAUCCCUGCAGCUGCUUCUGCAGUAUUUCACACUCCGUCAACGUGGGCACAUGUUUUAACCUGUACACUGGAUUGAAAACACUCCAGGAUCAGCCUGUAUUUCUGUUUCACUGUCUCUGCUUCCCCCUUAGAUAAUCAAUUAUUCUCAACGAGAGCGCAGUUUUCUUGAAUAUGUGUUCAGAGGAGGCGUUGUUAAGGAUUGAGUGUUACCAUCAGGAUAGUUUUUGUAUACAGUGGUGUGAUGUGUGUAGUUUUGUACAGAGCUCUGCCUGUUGUUUUGUUUUUUUGUUUUUUUUUUGCCAAAGUUACUGAUGAACUGUAUCUUAUCUUUUACUUCUAGAGAACAUGAUGCCCAGCAAGCUUUAGUACUGAGAGAUAUGCCUGUUUUUAAAGGGAAAAUAAAACUUUUUCAAUAAAAUUGGUAAUAAAAUA